Fundulus heteroclitus (mummichog) is the source of this 1398-nucleotide messenger RNA. Its product is annotated as major histocompatibility complex class I-related gene protein. Gene Ontology annotation, biological process: immune response. The coding region runs from base 200 to 1264 and encodes 354 amino acids. The record is from RefSeq and is a predicted model, not a curated record. The transcript has 8 exons. NCBI's taxonomy places the organism in Eukaryota, Metazoa, Chordata, Actinopteri, Cyprinodontiformes, Fundulidae. Gene Ontology annotation, cellular component: external side of plasma membrane.
CGGUCUGUUGAUGAACACCAUCCUAUGAAGCUGGAGGCUGUUCUGAUGGCGCAAAAUGUCAAAACUUAUCUUUUUACUUCUCAUGGGGAUAAACAGCACUGCUGCUGAUUCUAGACGAGGGAGCUAUUCUGUGGAGCUGAAGAUCGGUCUGUUGAUAAACACCAUCCUACGAAGCUGGAGGCUGUUCUGAUGGCGCAAAAUGUCAAAAUCUAUCUUUUUACUUCUCAUGGGGAUAAACAUCACUGCUGCUAUGACCCACUCCCUGAAGCAUUUCUACACUGGAUCGUCUCGAGUCACAAACUUCCCAGAGUUUGUGGCUGUUGGUUUGGUUGAUGAUGUUCAGAUUGAUUAUUAUGACAGCGACACCAAGAGAUGUGAGCCCAAACAGGACUGGAUGAAUGAUGUAGUAGAUCCACAGUACUGGGAGAUGGAGACUGGAAGGUGUCGGGGUGCCCAGCAGAUCUUCAAAGCCGUUAUUGAAAUAGCAAAGCAGCGCUUCAACCAAACUGGAGGUGUCCACAUUGUCCAACAAAUGUACGGCUGUGAGUUGGAUAAUAAGACUGGAGAGGUUACAGGCUAUGAACAGUAUGGCUGUGAUGGAGAAGACUGGCUGAAAUGGGAUGUGAAGACAAACAGAUGGCUCGCUGCAAAACAACAGGCUGAAAUUAUAACAAAUGAAUGGAACAAAGACAGAGCUGACCUGGCGAGAAAGGAGAACUACCUCAAACAGAUUUGUCCUGAGUGGCUGAAGAAGUAUGUCAAAUCUGGGAGGAGCUCUCUGAUGAGAACAGAUCUUCCAUCAGUGUCCUUCCUCAAGAAGUCUUGCUGCUCUCCAGUCAGCUGCCACGCUACAGGUUUCUACCCCAACAGAGCAGAGAUGUUCUGGAGGAAAGAUGGAGAGGAGGUUCAUGAUGGUGUGGUCAAAGGAGAGAUCCUCCCUAACAAUGAUGGGACCUUCCAGAUGAGCGUUGACAUCGAUCUGUCAUCUGUUGCACCUGAAGACUGGAACAAGUAUGAAUGUGUGUUUCAGUUCUCUGGAGUCAAAGAAGACAUCGUCCAUAGACUGGAGAAACCAAGAAUCCAGUAUAAUGAAUCAAACCCCAACAUGUUCAUCAUCCUUGUUGAUGUGGCUAUCCUUGGUCUCCUUGGUCUUGUAUGCGUGACAGGAUUCUGUCUUCACAACAACAAGAACACCAAGCGUCCACCUUCUGCUGUGGAGUACGCUAGACCCCCAGAGGAGACCAAGUUUCUUCCAGAAGCCUGAAGAAACAGAAAUAGACGAACACAGAGAUGUGAGCUCAUUAAUGUUGAAGCUCUUAGUAAUAAACUAGGGCGGUCAGGUUUUUUUGGGGGAUUUUUUGCGGCUCUAGUGGCUCGCUUUUUCUGAAAGUAUGCUGA